This is a messenger RNA of Salvia hispanica, 1050 nucleotides long. The record is from RefSeq and is a predicted model, not a curated record. Lineage: Eukaryota; Viridiplantae; Streptophyta; Magnoliopsida; Lamiales; Lamiaceae.
AUGGGCGGGUUCACCGUCGAGAUGUGCGUCUCGGAAUGCUCUGUUUCUGUUGACGACUUCGGGUCUUCUUCUCCCGACGAAUUCCACUCCUACUCACUUUCUGAUUCGAACGGAAAUGGGUCCACCGUCCUUAAACCUGAUCUGGUGGUGAUAGUGGACGUAGACUCUUUGACUUCCCACUUGUAUCGGCCGCUCCUUGACCCAGAUGAACUAGCCCAACUUCCAGAAUCCUUAUCAGUCUCUCGCGAGCACGACGUAGCUCACCAACGUCUGGUCGCAGACUAUUUUGCCGAGCAACCACGGUGGGGCCCGAUGUUUCGGGAAGACAACAUCGGCAGACUCGGACUUACGCCGUUGCAGAAGUGCACGGUUGCGAUCCGACAGUUGGCCUACGGCACCACGGAGGAUAUGUUCGACGAGUACCUUCACGUCGGGGAGACAACUGUCCGCGAUUGCUUGAAGAAUUUUUUUAGGGGAGUUGUGGAGGCUUUUGGUGACACAUAUUUGCGAAGGCCGACUGCUGAUGAUUGCCAGAACCUGAUGAGGAUGCACGAGAUGGUGCACGACUUCCCUGGAAUGCUAAGGAGCAUUGAUUUCGGGUCGAACAACGACAUCAACGUCCUCAACUCGUCCACCCUCUUCGCCGAUCAAUACAGGGGUCGCGGCACGGCCAUCGAGUUCACUGCCAACGGACGCCAAUAUCUUAUGGGGUACUACUUGGACUAUGGCAUAUACCCAAGGUGGCCUGUUUUUGUGAAGACGGUCAGCUUCCCAAUGGGUGACAGGAGAGUGUUGUUUGCGGCAAAGCAGGAGGCUGCGCGGAAGGAUGUGGAGCGGGAUUUUGUCGAACAAGAAGUUGGACAUGUCACCGAUUGGGCCGAUGAUGAAGGUGGAUCUAGCUCCAGCACGGGAACCACGCCUGUCGCUCGAGGAUUACUGAUGGACUUCAGUGAGGUUCUAGCUAGACAGACCUCAAUGCGCAGCCAACAAGACCAUGCGGCGCUGAUGAACGACAUGAUUGAAGAAGUUUGGAAGCGCCACGACCAUUGA